Messenger RNA from Oncorhynchus nerka (sockeye salmon), 3610 nucleotides. RefSeq lists its product as uncharacterized. The record is from RefSeq and is a predicted model, not a curated record. The transcript has 6 exons. The coding region runs from base 1838 to 3610 and encodes 590 amino acids. Lineage: Eukaryota; Metazoa; Chordata; Actinopteri; Salmoniformes; Salmonidae.
UACAUUUCGACUUAAUGUUCAAUAUUACUAGUGGCACUCUGUCCUUACGAACAGUAAAUCAUUGGGUCUGACUCUUUUGAUUUAAUGCAAUUUCAUCAUCGAUAGUGAAACAACCACCACAUAAUCGUCAACUCCCCCCUACAAAACAUGAAUUUAUUUGUGGUUUAUCCUCUAGCUAUUUGGUAUUAGGUGUGAUCCUGACUUGGAAUGGCCAUUAAGUUACACAUUGUUUUAGGUCCAGUUAGUUUGGAAGUUGUGGUAAAUGGGGGAGUGUGAGCGCGUGUCAUGAGAUGCUGCAGGUGUUGAUAUGGGGAUGGAUAGGCUACCACUGCCUUUAAUUACUACGCUCUGCCUGCACCUACCUCAACUGGUACUCUGCUGCCUCGCUGUGGUGAGAGCACUAACACACUGAACAUGAUGGACAAGGAUGCUCCAUAUAGCCAUUCAUCACUGUCCAGGAUGGAUGUAAUACAGAAUGACAAGAUAUGGUUUGAUAUCUCUUCUGAAACUGGGGUGGGGUUAUUGAGUUCAGGGUUGUGUAAUGGUUGCUUCCAUGUCAGUCCUCAAAGAUGAAAUUGCAUAGAAUCGAAUGAAUCACAUCCAAUGAUUUCCCGCUUUGGACAUUGUUUUGAAAAUGAUUCUCCAUAGCUGCCAUACCUUUGAUGUCAUAAACUGUUACAGAAUUACCCUUCCUUAUUAUAAACUCUGAUUAAAACUAUGGAGUUCAUUGACCUACAACACAUGUGUGUGUAUUUGCCCUUAAAAUGAUAUUGCUAGAUGGAAGAAAAUAAUAAGAUAGGCCUAAACUGUAAUAAGAUGUACUUUGAAAGAUACUAUAAAUAGCAGGAGACAUACCUGGGUUCUAGACUGGUAUUUAGGGCAAGCAUUUUAGGAUUAUACAUAUGGUUAGUGUCAACUUCUACUUACACGUUAAAGCUCAGCCAUGUUGCUACAUGUUUACUCAUUGACUUCAAGUAGAGCAUUGUUUGUGAAUCUGAAUAAAAGCCUAAUAAAAGUGUGUCGCCCCCAGUUUGGGCAGCACUGCUACACUGCUUUUUUGGGCUAAAGGUGUUUGUGACACGUGCAUGUGUUCCAGUGAUGUCAUAAUUGUUUGUAGGUUCUAUGUUGCCUAUCAACUUGGCUGUCCUUCAGAAAGUAGAUAAUACUUGUAUUUUCAAACGAUUAAUAAAAAUACUCACAACAAAACAAACUAAAUAGAUUUAAUCCAUUAAUAUGAUAUUGCCAGAUGGAAGAAAAUAACAAGGUAGGCCUAAACUGUAAUAAGAUAUAUCUUAUAGACUGCUUCAGUGCAUUUGGAAAGUAUUCAGACCCCUUGACUUUUUACACAUUUCAUUUUUUACGUUACAGCCUUAUUCUAAAAUGGAUUACAUACAACAUUUUCCUCAUCAAUCUACACACAAUAUCCUAUAAUGACAAAGCAAAAACAGUUUAGACAUUUUUGCAAUUUAAAACGGAAAAAAACAGAAAUACCUUAUUUACAUAAGUAUUCAAACCCUUUGCUAUGAGACUCGAAAUUGAGCACCGGUGCAUCCUGUUUCCCUUGAUCAUCCUUGAGGUAUUUCUACAACAUGAUUGGAGUCCACCUGUGGUAAAUUCAAUUGAUUGGACAUGAUUUGGAAAGUCACAUACCUAAGGUCCCACAGUUGACAGUGCAAAAAUCUAUUUUAAUUCCAGGUUAUAAGGCAACAAAAUAGGGAAAAUGCCAAGGGGGGUGAAUACUUUCGCAAGCCACUGUAAAUGGUUCAGUUCACAUAAACAGUCAUUAUUUUCAGUUUGAGAGAUCAUCCCGGGCUUUGCCCCGUCUGCUGUAGCUGAGAUGUCCCUGGAGGACAUAGAACAACAAGACUAUGAUGUUUCUGACACUGAGACAGUCAGAGCCUUGUCCCAGUCUCUAGACCUGCCUGUCUGUGUGGUGGAUGACCACCUGACCUCUGAAGCUGUCAAUGAGAUGAAGCAAAGCAGCACUGUGGAAACCACAGAAGAAGAGAGCCUCAACAGUGCCAAAAAUCUUGAGUCUUUUUCACUGAUUAUCAACUUCCUGCAGAACCUAACUGAGGAGCAAUGGAGUAGGAUUCGUAAUGGCAUUUCUGACCCGCUGACAAAACAACAGCUUGCCGGCUUGUGUCUGAGGAUUGUCCAGUUUUUAUCGGACAAGCUGAUGCAGAUCAUCAUCCCAGGUCUUUACGAACUACUGGGCAUCCAAGAUGCUGCCUCUCCAUUGUCACAGAGAUCUCUCACAUCGUCACUCACCAGUCUGUUAGACGAUAAGGUUAACACCAAGUCCCGCGUGAGAUUUACUGAGGCUGGUGUACCUAAGAGGCCAGGCAGUCGAAAGUCUUACAAUAGCUUUCGCAUCCCGACUCCCUACCCUUCCUCCAACUGUAUGGAUCAGGAAGAGGAAGAAGAGCAGGAAUCACAACAACUUAAGUUCAAGGAGAUUUACCUGACUAAGGAGAUGGGCAGUCUGGGCAGUGGAAGCUACUGCCCAAAACCAUUGCCCAAGCCAGCCAUGAGAACCUCUCUGUCUGAUGUGCAGAAGAAGACAACCAACUCUGACUCGCUACAAGUCCUCUUAGGUGUCUCAGAGGACACCCUCGUCACCUGUGUGCAGGACAGCCUGCAAGGUUCUCUCUCCAAACUUGCAUGCAUGUCCAAUUCUCCAUCUGGAAGUGCAGGCUCUCCGAAGAUGACCCCUGCUGUAAUGGCAGAAGUGAUUAAAGAUGUCAAGUCGGCCGUAUCAGUGGUCGUUAAGAGUGCCUCCGCUAGCCAAACCUCUCAAGUGACACCGGUAAGGGGAGACUCACAGACCAAGGUGACUGAGAGCAUGGUGAGAGAGCUGGCUGCUAAACUUGAAAAAGUUGACCAAGAGAGCAAGAGUCUAACAGGGCAAGUCAUGACCAUGAUCUCUGACACAAUGGUGGCUUUUGUUGACGAGAACGAACAGAAUUUGCUGAAAGAUCUGAAGGACAAGAUCACGUUUUUGGCAUCGCAUGUUGGCUUCAUUGACGAUCUUGAUGCCCUGUUAGAUUGUAUUAGAAAACUCUCAAGUGAGGAAUUCAAGAGAGACACCACUCAAGCAGUGAGUGAGUUCCUAGUUAAAAGGUCCAACAGUAGCUUAACUAGUGCACAGCCUGCUUAUUCUGUAGCAUCCAGGUCUUGUUCCGUUCAAAACCAGAGAACCUUGUCAAAGGAUAUUUGUGCGGAUUCUCCUGCCUUUGGCAUCAUUGACACAUUUGUGGAAGACCUGCAGAGCUUGGCGCAACCUGCAGAAGUAGAGGAGAGAGAUCCUGACCUCCAGGAAAAUGCACAAAAGCGAAAGAGCAGGAUCUGGUCUGCUACCACUAGUUUAUAUAAAAAUAUUAAGAAGACAUUAAAGGGCUUCACCAUUCACCGGCGGAGGUCAGACGUGCAGAGAAGAAUGUCUAGCCAUACACCCACAGAGGACUCUGGACAUCUUGUGACUAAGGAGUACCUUGGUUUGGCAAGCCAGAACUUGACGCAAGCUAGUAAGAGUGUGCCUCACUUGCCCAGUUUGAACCAGGAAGUGACUCUACACACGGGUGUCAGCGAGAGUUCAAAACUUCUCUGA